GUCGUUGGUCACGUGCAAGUUCACAGGGCAUGCCGAGGUCGUGUUGUGCUUUUGCUUGUAGCUCGUAUUUUUAGCUAGCUUUGGCUGGGACUCGUGAUGUGAUGGCUUUCCUGAGUUUGUUCAUGAGAAGGCAAUUGCCGCCGGCCGUGUCCCACUUCGCCCGGACAGUGAAGCUUGUCCGGCCUCCAUGCGCCGGAGCGUCGCUGAGGAGGCUGCACGGCUCGUCCCGGCUGCGGCUCGCGGAGAAGGGGCCUUGGGCGAAGAGCCGGGGGCCGGAGCAGCACUACCAAUUCUCAGACCUCGACAAGGCGGACGCUUUGAUGCUGAGAAAGUCACACGAGACAGGAUUCCUGUCGUGGUUCAGGAAUGGCCUGCUUGCGACUGGGAUCGGAGUCAUUGCAUUUGUCCAGAGUGAAGUGGGACGAGAAGCAGGAUACGCCUUCUUUAUCCUGGGAGGUGUGUGUGUGUCGUUUGGCGGUGCCUCGUACGUCGGCAGCCUUUUCGCCUUGCGGAGGAUGAUGAUGCUCUCUGUGCCUGCCCUGUUGCUGCAAAGCGCCGUGGUGGGCAGCAUCGCCCUCUUCUGGCUCGGCGCGGUAUCCCUCUACAUCGGCCGCCUGGAGGUGGAGAUCAUCCACGAGGACGAGGAGGGGGAGGACGAGGAAGAGUGCCGAGAUUGCCGUGAGAGGCGCGAACACCGGGGUUACCGUGGUUCCCAUGACAACAGACAUCAUGACAGUGAGGACAAUGACAGCAAGGGGCCGAACAAGUAGACGUCUUGGAUGGGGAGUGGAAAAGGGUGUGAGUGCUGCGUUGAUUCAGGGUGUGUGUGUGUGUGUGUGUGUGUGUGUGUGUGUGUGUGUGUGUGUGUGUAUGAUUGAUGUUCAAAUUAUUGUGACAGUGAAGAAAGACUUUUAGACCUUUUGGAGAACUGGUCACAAAAUGCUGAACUUUUGGUAGUUUGAUUACAUUCACUUCUGGUGAAUGAAUGUGACUUUUUUGUAAGAUUUCAUAUCAAAGCUGCUUCACUAACAUUAUCAAUCUGUCUGAAAAUUGUAUUGAUAUUUUUUAAUUUAAAUUAUUAUUUACAUCCUCACAAACACACGCACACUGCAGAGUCUCACAGAGAACAUCAGCCAUUUCACUUUUCACGAAACUGUAAGCAGUUAAAUCUUUGGGCCAUUCCACUGGCUUUCCUCAAUCAACUGUUGUCGUCUUCUCAUCUUGUUCAACAGGAUUAACUGUGAUUGACUACUUGAAGUUUUCAUUAAAGUCUUGAAAUAGAAGAAGCUGGUUAUGAUAUGCUGCAAGGUCUAGAAAGAACGAACAUAUUAUGUGCAUGUUUUUUUAAUUACAAAUCAACGAGGGCUUAGAAUAUAUUUUUACAGAACUUUACCUUCCCUGAAGAUUUUUUUUUAAAUUUUGUUUUGUAAGGACAAUAGCAUUUUUUUUCGGUUUUUGUGUGUCAUUAAGUCUAGACUUUUGGAAACGGUAAUUUUCACAGCUUUUUCUGGAGUUAUAUAUAAUACGCGGUAUUGUUGAUGUACAUGUACAGUACCUCCUUAAAUGUAACCAUAACCAUACCAUGUUUUACCUUUUGAGUGAAUUUCAAACCAUCUGGUAAUCACUAGAAUUGCUCUCUUAACGGAUGUAAAGAAUAGUUAGUAGGAUGGAGGAAGUUGAUAUUGAGUGUGUGGCAAGGUGGGUUCACUACUGUUUACUUUUGUUUGUGGGUGCACCACUUUUAAUGCACCUUACUGUACAUACAGCAAUAAACCGAUCUAUGUCCGAA
Micropterus salmoides (largemouth bass) is the source of this 1789-nucleotide messenger RNA. RefSeq names its product transmembrane protein 160 (gene tmem160). Bases 102 to 770 code for a protein of 222 amino acids. NCBI's taxonomy places the organism in Eukaryota, Metazoa, Chordata, Actinopteri, Centrarchiformes, Centrarchidae. The record is from RefSeq and is a predicted model, not a curated record. The transcript is spliced from 4 exons.